AUGUCGGGAGAAGAGAGUCAAUUCAACGUUCAGGGUUAUAAUAUUGUUACCAUUCUUAAACGAUUGGAAGCCGCAACCUCUCGCCUUGAGGAUAUCACCGUGUUUCAAGAAGAAGCCAAUAAACAAAAGAAUGCGCUUGAAGCACUGGCAAUCAACUCGACAAAAUCGCCACAGGGUGAAAACGCAAAUGAGACGCGAGUCUCUGUGUCAUCGACACCCAGUGUUGCUGCAGGCGGUAGUGCAACGCCACAAGUGAAUGAGUCACAAUCUGAGAAGAAGAAGUCGGUUCUUGCAUUUGAGCAAUUCAUUCACGACUUUGUUGUCCCCUUUGUCAACACGUCGGGUCAUAUUGACCCCGUAGUUGGUGAGUCUGCCAAGUUGUUUGCUGAUACCUUUGUUGACCAAACUAAGUUUUUGGAAAUUGUGUCAGAGUCAAAGAAGCCAGACAUGACAGAUCCAAUUUUGGGUCAAGCGUUGGCUCCCACAAAUGAAAAGAUUUCGAAAAUCAACAAUUUAAAAGACAACAACAGAAGAUCUACUUACUUUAACCAUUUGAAUACUUUGAGUGAAAGUGGAGCAGUUUUUUUCUGGAUUGGAAUUGAUACGCCGGUGUCUUAUAUUUCUGAUAUUAAGGACAGUGCAAAGUUUUGGUCCGAUAGAGUAUUAAAGGAAUACAAGGACAAAGACAAGGUGAAUGUUGAGUGGGUGAACCAACUCUCAAAGGUCUUUGAUGAAUUAAGGGCCUAUGUUAAGGAGUAUCACACCAAAGGUCCAGCGUGGAAUGCCAAUGGUAAACCAUUUGCGCAAGCAGUUGAAGAGCUUAAUGCUUCAACUAAACCUCCUUCUAGUAGUGGACAACAGGAGAGAGCUGGUAACACAGCAGGACCUCCAGCUCCUCCUCCUCCUCCACCAGCUUCGUUUUUUGAAGAAUCAGCUGCUCCUUCUUCCACCACUGGUGAUACCUCAGAGGGCGGUAUGAAUGCUGUAUUUGCCCAAUUAAAUCAAGGUUCCAAUGUUACUUCUGGAUUGAAGAAAGUGGACAGGUCAGAAAUGACACACAAAAACCCAGAAUUGCGGAAGCAACCCCCAGUGGCACCAAAGAAGCCAAAAAACUUGUCGGGACAUCCUUCUUCAACCCAUGCCGCUACCACCACCACCACCAGGAAACCGGCAAAGAAAGAGUUAGUUGAUGGCAGCAAAUGGAUUAUUCAAAACUUUACACAAGAUGACGUACAAUCGCCUAUUGUUAUUGAAACUGAAAACUCGCAAUCUGUAUUUAUUGGUAACUGCAGCGACGUGACUAUUCAAUUGAAAGGUAAGGCUAACGCCGUUACUAUAUCCGAAACAAAGAAAGUUGGUGUCGUUAUUGACUCCUUGAUCUCAGGUGUUGAGAUUAUCAAGUCGUACAAAUACGGAUUGCAAGUGAUUGGCUUAGUGCCUAUGAUUAGCAUUGAUCAAUCAGAUGAAGGAUCCAUUUAUUUAUCAACUGAGAGUAUUGACAAUGAUUGCCAAAUCUACACCAGUAAGACGACCGCAUUAAACGUAAAUGUGCCUGAAGCCAACAAUGAUUUUAGAGAAUUGGCUGUGCCAGAGCAAAUCGUAUCUACAAUGAAAAACGGUGAAUUGGUCAGUUCAAUUGUGGAACAUGCUGGAUGA
Lodderomyces margitis is the source of this 1656-nucleotide messenger RNA. It is a transcript of the gene SRV2, whose product is annotated as adenylate cyclase-binding protein. Bases 1 to 1656 code for a protein of 551 amino acids. Gene Ontology annotation, cellular component: cytoplasm. NCBI's taxonomy places the organism in Eukaryota, Fungi, Ascomycota, Pichiomycetes, Serinales, Debaryomycetaceae. The record is from RefSeq and is a predicted model, not a curated record. Gene Ontology annotation, biological process: regulation of adenylate cyclase activity; cytoskeleton organization. Gene Ontology annotation, molecular function: adenylate cyclase binding; actin binding. The transcript has a single exon.